AUGGAGCUAGCACAGAUAGCUCAUGUGACGACCAGGACUACACAAGAGUAUAUGCUGUUUAAUAUACGGCUCCCUCUGAUCAAUGUGGAUCACUUUUUGGCGUAUGCAGUUCAAGCUUACCCUAUAAUCCAUGAUGGAAUGUCAGUCCAGUUGAAUACGCACAGCAACUACUUAAUGAUCAACGAAGAAAAGACGUUAUUUUACACCAUGAAGGAAGACGAAUUCACCAGAUGCCAAAAAAUCAAAGAUUUGACGAUAUGCCCCCAAAUACAUCCCAUCUACAACGCUAGAGAGUCAUCCGAAUGCGAAGUAAAGCUAUUUGUUUAUGCAAAAGCCUUUCCAGAUAGCUGUGAGUUCUCAAUUACAAAGUGUCGUAAUUUCUGGAAGCAGCUCCAUGUGCCAAAUGCUUGGGUUUUCUCUAUAACGAAGGGAUCAUCCACCGAUAUCAAAUGUGAUGGAAAUCGACAAGACAUUGUGCUCCAAGAUCAAGGAUUAUUAAGAAUGCAGCCGGGUUGUACUCUUGAAACUGAAGAAAUGAAACUAUGGGCGCACGAGACUUACAAGAGCAACGUCAACUACAUAUUUCCCCAUCUCAACAUCUCAUCAUCCUUACCACCACUCACCCAUCUACAACUCAAGAACGAUAUCGAAAUCUACAAGUUGCCAGACAUACCGAAGUUCUAA
Messenger RNA from Stomoxys calcitrans (stable fly), 684 nucleotides. RefSeq lists its product as uncharacterized. The coding region runs from base 1 to 684 and encodes 227 amino acids. Lineage: Eukaryota; Metazoa; Arthropoda; Insecta; Diptera; Muscidae. The record is from RefSeq and is a predicted model, not a curated record. The transcript is spliced from 2 exons.